Molecule: messenger RNA, 5332 nt
Organism: Megalops cyprinoides (Indo-Pacific tarpon)
Lineage: Eukaryota; Metazoa; Chordata; Actinopteri; Elopiformes; Megalopidae
Product: huntingtin-interacting protein 1-related protein-like
Exons: 32
Coding region: 284-3490 (1068 amino acids)
Biological process (GO): endocytosis; actin filament organization; clathrin coat assembly
Cellular component (GO): actin cortical patch; clathrin-coated vesicle
Molecular function (GO): clathrin-cargo adaptor activity; clathrin light chain binding; phosphatidylinositol-3,5-bisphosphate binding
Source: RefSeq, a predicted model, not a curated record
UUCUUUGGUCUCCCAUGAUGCUGCUGCUACAUUCGUUCAACGCUGCUCUGUUCAGCCAAUGUCAUUCCUCCUACCGAAUGUAAUGCUUUCGGAGCAAAGCCCCAGGAAGAGCUGCGAUUCGAUUGGCUCUUCCCAGAGCACAUCACCUGAAGGAACACUUCAACUGUCUUUCCACGCGUUGUUUUCCUGUAUUUGGAGUGGACUGGAUAUACAGACAAUUGUUAAUUUGGUUGACAUCUAGCAGCCAGAACACUGGGAAUCUCAACACUUGCACACCUGCAGGAUGAGUUCUCGGAUGAAAAGCAGAAGGGCCGAGCACAGUUUGGGGGCGGAGAAAGAACAAUUUGACAAACUGCAGCUCAGCAGCAUCAGCAAAGCCAUCAACACCACAGAGGCACCGGUGAAAGAGAAGCAUGCGCGCAGAAUCAUUCUCGGGACCCACCGGGAGAAGGGGGCCUUCACCUUCUGGUCCUACGCCCUGGGCCUGCCGCUGGCCAGCAGCUCCAUCCUUAGCUGGAAGUUCUGCCAUGUACUUCACAAGGUGCUACGCGACGGGCACCACAACAGCCUGCAGGACUGUGUGAGACACAUUAGCAACAUCCAGGAGAUGGGGAGGUUGUGGGGUAAUCUUCAUGACCGUUACGGGCAACUGGUUGCCCUUUAUUCCAAGCUCCUCUGCACCAAAAUGGAUUUCCACAUGAAGCAUGCAGAAAUCCGGGCCAGCCUGGAGGUUUCUGAUGAGGUUCUGGAACGUACAGCAGGAACUGACAUCAACAAUGUGUUCCAGGUGACCGUGGAGGUGCUGGAUUACAUGGAUGUUGAGCUGAAGCUGGCUGAGACAGUGUUCCGGCAGCUCAACACGUCCAUCGCCAUCUCCACCACCACGUCGGGGCAGUGCCGCCUGGCCCCCUUGAUCCAGGUGAUCCAGGACUGCAGCCACCUCUACCACUUCACUGUCAAACUGCUUUUCAAGCUGCACGCCUGUCUGCCGGCGGACACCCUCCAAGGCCACCGAGACCGAUUCCACGACCAGUUCCACAGCCUGAAGAACUUCUUCAACAAAGCCAGGGACAUGCUGUACUUCAAAAGGCUCAUUCAGAUCCCCAAGCUCCCUGAUUCACCUCCCAACUUCCUGCGGGCGUCUGCUCUGGCUGAGCACGUGAAGCCAGUGGUUGUGAUCCCAGAUGAGGAGCCAGCGGACGACGACGAUGGGGAGCCGCUGAUCGAAGUCAGCGAGAUGUCCCUGCCCAGCAUGCAGAUCCAGCCUGUGUCACAACCACAACCGCAACUACAUACUCAACCGCAGUCACAGUUUGAUAUAUUUGAUCAGACGUUUGGACCUCCUAAUGGUGGAUUUGAUAACAGGGACAUCCAGAUCGAAAACCUGAAGCGAGAGAUCGAGCUUCUGAAAGCCGAGCUGGAGCGGAUUAAAGCCGAGGCCCAGCGCUACAUCACACAGCUGAAGUCCCAGAUCAACAGCCUGGAGGCAGAGCUGGAGGAGCAGCGGGUGCAGAAACAGCGCGCCCUGGUGGAGAACGAGCAGCUGCGCAUGGAGCUGGAGAUGCUGAGGAGGCAGAAUGCGGAGAACGAGAGCACCCAGCUCAGCUACAUCGAGGCUGAGAAGAGAGCCCAGGACUCCGAGCUGCGCUACUGCAAGCUGAAAGAGAAGCAUGCUGAGUUGGUCAGCAGCCAUGCAGAGCUGCUCCGAAAGAGUGCAGAUACGGUGAAGAUGCUGACGGCCAGCCAGCAGUCACAGGAGGAGGUGGCCAGGACCAGGCAGCAGCUGGCCUUCGAGGUUGACCGCAUCAAGCAGGAGGCUGAUAUGAAGCUGGACGAGCAGAAGUUUGAGAUGGACAAGCUGAGGCGAGAGCUGGAGGAGAAGAGGACCGAGCUUCUGCGGAUUCAGACCAGCCUGCAGAGCAACGAGAAGAUGGGAGAGAGGCUGAACAGUGAGAUGCUGGGGCUGCAGGCAGAGAAGGAGGUGCUGAUGCGGUCGGUGAGCGAGAAGGAGGCGGAGCUCUCCUCCCUGCGGCAGUCUGCGCAGAUGCAGCAGUCCUCCCUGCAGCAGGAGAGGGAGAGGAGCACCAGGGAGCUGGGUGAGCUCCAGGGCAAGCUGCAGGAGAAGCUGAGCCGGGAAGAGCAGCUGCAGCAGAAGUUGCUGGAGGACCAGUUCGCCCUGCUGCAGGGCACAGUAGCCGAGGCAGAAACUAUUAUCCAGGACGCAGUGGCUAAACUGGACGACCCCCUCCAUUUGCGCUGCACCAGCUCACCAGAUUACCUUGUCAGUCGGGCAGAGGCUGCUCUUGGCUCGGUUGAUAAGCUGAAGCAAGGCCAUGCUGACUAUCUGAAGGACAUGAAAGACGCCAGUGGCUUGCUGCGGGCCGUGACCCAGUUCUCCCACUUGGCUGCCGACACCAUCGUCAACGGCAGCGCCACCGCCCACAUGGCGCCCACUGACCACGCUGACCGUCUGACCGAAAACUGCAGAGGCUGUGCUACCCAGACCCUGCAGUUCCUCAGAGAGCUCAAGUCCAAACUGUCCCUGCAGCGGGCGGACCCCGUUGGCAUACGCAUGAUCAUCCAAAAGAUCCUGCACCUGGCCCAGGAGCUGCGGCCUAAAGGCUCAGACAUCCGACAGGACGAGCUGGGCGACCUGGUGGACAAGGAAAUGGCUGCUACUUCCUCUGCCAUCGAGGAGGCUGUACGGAGGAUUGAUGAAAUGAUGAACCAGGCUAGGAGGGACACAUCUGGGGUCAAGCUGGAGGUCAACGAGAGAAUCCUCAACUCAUGCACAGACCUGAUGAUGGCCAUCCGCAUGCUAGUGAUAGCAUCGACUGACCUUCAGAAGGAGAUCGUGGAGGACGGGCGGGGUGCGGCCUCCAUUAAGGAGUUCUACGCCAGGAACUCUCGCUGGACCGAGGGACUGAUCUCCGCCUCCAAGGCUGUGGGAUGGGGCGCUACUCAGAUGGUCGAAUCAGCUGACAAGGUGGUCCUGCACACUGGCAAGUAUGAAGAGCUAAUUGUCUGUUCCCACGAGAUCGCCGCCAGCACUGCCCAGCUUGUCGCCGCCUCCAAGGUGAAGGCAGACCGCAACAGUAAGAAGCUGGUGACGCUUCAGCAGGCCUCUCGGCAUGUUAACGAGAUGGCCGCCAACGUGGUGGCCUCCACCAAGACCGGGCAGGGGCAAAUCGAGGAGAAAGACACCAUGGACUUCUCGGACAUGUCCCUAAUGAAACUGAAGAAGGAGGAGAUGGAGUCACAGGUGAGGGUACUGGAGCUGGAGACUCACCUGGAGAAUGAACGCGUUCGCCUUGGAGAGCUGAGGAGGAAGCACUAUGAGCUGGCUGGUGUCCCACUGGACCAGCUUGCUGAGGGCAAUGGAUUGGCCAGCGCCACUCCACCGUCACCAAAACCUGCUAAGCCUGCUCUCUCUAAAAAACCAGCCCUGGCCCAGAAACCCAGCAUCUUUGCCAAGAACCCGUUCAGGUGAAUGAGAGCUACAGGUGGCAUCCUUGAUUACUGACCAUUGGACAGAUCUGAAAGGGAGAUAUGACUUCUGUGUUGCUCCUCCAGUGUCUCUGGUCCAUCGUUUACCAUCAUCGUCGGCGUCCUCUCCAUACACUGGCACUGUAUAUAGUGGAACAAUCCGCUCCCAUGUGAUGAUCUUUUCUUUUUUGCUGCCAAAUAUGAAAGUAACCUUGACUUAUGCAGUCUUGUUCAGGAAGAACAGGAAGGCGUAUGUCCCUUUGCCUUAAUAUUGACUGCAACUUGCGUAGGGGUUCCACCAAUCACUGUACAUAUUAUUUAGACAGGCUGUAUGGGUAGCUUUCAGAGGCAAAUAAUGUGUUUCAGGGAAAUAUAAAACUCAUAUUUUCACUGUAGCGAACUGCCACCUUCUGCAGCUGUGAUUGGAAGACUUUAUAUAUAGUGCUUUUAGAAACUUAGGACAAUCAUGUUUUGUAACUCAAUGAUAACUUUUUUAGUCUGCAUUUUAACGUGCUGCAUUGCAGCUUGACAGACUGCAAUAGUGUAAGUGAGGAGUGUCUGGGACAAACUACUAACCAGUGUUUCUCAUGUUGUUUUCCUUACCAUGCAAGACACCCAGGAAUGGAACGUCUUGAGGUGUUCUACUUUUGAUGUUCCAAAAAUGACCUUUAGCAUACAGAGCAGAGAAUGUGGCACUAGCUAGAUUCAAUUAGAUUCUUGACAAAACGCCUAAUUUUAAGGCAACAGAUUGGUGUACAUGAGGGCUUUCAAGUACACCUGUAAUUUAAUGUGAAUAACGGAAAUGAAUUAUAACCUUUACUGAUAAUAAACAGUGCUGCUUGUGGUACACCUAAUACUAAAGACAAACCCGUUAACUGUAAAUGUCAUUCUGUUCACCUUUUAAAUGUAAUCUUGGGUUCUUAAUUUCUGUGCAUAGGAUUUAGGGAUUAAUGCACAAGCACAAAGUCAGGUAGCAGAAGCACAGGUUUGCAAAUCAGCUAUUUGCUCAGAUCACACCCUGCUUUUAUACAGUUGUGUCCUGUAUUUAAGGAUAAUGUCCUCAGGGCAGAAAGCAGAGUGAGAUUCAGCACAAACCUGCUCACUUUGACCUCCUUUUAAAAACUUUCAAAUACACACUGUCAGAAAGGAAAUGUAACCUUUUUAACACUGUUAAUAAGUAUCUUAUUUUAGUUAACAAACCUUCCUACAUCACAGCUUCUGAUUUUUGAUGAGUCAUAAAGAAAGCUGAGGUCCAACGCUCUGUGUUCCACUCUGUGUACAUGAGUGCACUCUUGUUAAUACAAAAGCUUAACAUUCCCUAAGCAUGAACAUUUCUGUUUUUUCAUGUAUAAAUUGGUGCAUAAUAUAUUGAAAUCACUCAGUCUAAAAAUCUGAAAGUUAACCCUUGUCUCUUUCUUUAUGAUCCAAUUGAUUUACAGGGCUGAUUUUUUUUUCCUCAGUGGUCAUGUGACCUGUAACUUGGGGUCAGGGAAUGGUAUUGACUGUGUAGCUGAGCAGUGACUAUGAAGGCUUCUGUAGAACACUAGCCAGAUUACUCACAAUAGGGAUCUCCUUUCUUUAAGAGAGGAAAUGCUCAUUUACAGUCUUUAUUUUAAAUAUUUAACUCUGAGUUCCCUGCUGCUUGCUGCAGAGAAAGGCCUGUUGCGCAAAGGAGGGCUGAGAAACUGUAGAUAUUCAGUGAGUGUGUGUGUGUGGACAACCCUCUUGACAAGGUUCUGGGUCAUUUCUUUGGGUGCAUUUUAAAUAAGAAAGAAACACAAAUCAAAGAAAUCUUCUUAAAUGCUUUGCUCAUGGUUCUCUCUUUUUAUUAAACCUAUCUUUAUAC